AUGCUGUGCGAAGCCCCAAAUGGGCCGAUCGAGCUCAAUCACCCAUGCUUGCAAACUCCCAAACCGGCUGUGCUAGUGGCCUUGGCGAACCAGGCUAUGCAUGUUUCGGCAGCUCCCACAGGCGAUGCUUCUGGCGUUUGGGUCGCUCUCGCCGUUGUCGGUUGGGCUUUGGUGUUGGGCCUUAUCCUAGUGCUGAGGCAUCGUGCUCAGCAGUGGGACACGCAGAUGAACCAGCACCUCAUGGAGAAGUUUGCGUACAAACGACACAGCGCGGCACAGUUGAGACGCACUUGGCGCCUCGCCGCUCGGGCCGGGGUUUACCAAGAAGCAUUUGACACCACUGUCGCUGAAAAGCAGGCAGCAGAUGUGGAGCAUCUGGAAAAGUGGGAAGCCAUCACAAGUGCCCUGGAGAGCGGGGAAACGUACCUUGCGGAUGCGGCGGAGCUCCAAGAGUCGGAACUCGGCGUCCGAUUACUUGAUGCUUGCACCCAAACCAUGUAUGCUCGCAUGGAAAUGAGCGAAGCAGCAGAGGGCUAG
Messenger RNA from Symbiodinium sp. CCMP2456, 537 nucleotides. The record is from the annotation of a GenBank genome assembly. Lineage: Eukaryota; Dinophyceae; Suessiales; Symbiodiniaceae.